This is a messenger RNA of Drosophila eugracilis, 801 nucleotides long. It is a transcript of the gene Dpm1, whose product is annotated as dolichol-phosphate mannosyltransferase subunit 1. The record is from RefSeq and is a predicted model, not a curated record. The transcript is spliced from 3 exons. Bases 52 to 777 code for a protein of 241 amino acids. Gene Ontology annotation, cellular component: endoplasmic reticulum membrane. Gene Ontology annotation, molecular function: dolichyl-phosphate beta-D-mannosyltransferase activity. NCBI's taxonomy places the organism in Eukaryota, Metazoa, Arthropoda, Insecta, Diptera, Drosophilidae. Gene Ontology annotation, biological process: GPI anchor biosynthetic process; protein O-linked glycosylation via mannose.
UUCUCUAAUUCUAAUUAGAAUUAUUUACACGGUUCAAAGAAAUAAUUAGCCAUGCCAACAAAUGGCCAUAAAUACAGCAUACUGCUGCCCACCUACAAUGAAAAGGAUAAUUUGCCCAUUAUAAUAUGGCUAAUUGUGAAAUACAUGAAGGCCAGUGGCUUGGAAUACGAGGUGAUUGUUAUUGAUGAUGGCAGUCCGGACGGAACCCUGGAUGUGGCUAAGGAUCUUCAAAAUAUUUAUGGUGAGGAUAAGAUUGUCCUAAGGCCUCGGGGCUCUAAGCUGGGCCUAGGGACGGCAUAUAUACAUGGCAUAAAACAUGCCACCGGUGAUUUUAUAGUUAUCAUAGAUGCGGAUUUGAGUCAUCAUCCCAAAUUCAUUCCGGAGUUUAUCAAGCUGCAAAAGGAGGGAGACUACGAUAUUGUAUCAGGCACUCGGUAUGCCGGUGAUGGCGGCGUCUUUGGCUGGGACUUUAAGCGCAAGCUCAUCUCGCGCGGUGCAAACUUCUUGUCGCAGGUUCUUCUCCGUCCUGAUGCUAGUGAUUUGACCGGAUCCUUCCGACUCUAUAAAAAGGAUGUCUUAGAGAAAUGCAUCGCAAGCUGCGUCUCUAAGGGUUAUGUUUUCCAAAUGGAGAUGCUGGUCCGGGCAAGACAGCACGGCUAUACUAUCGCCGAGGUACCCAUCACCUUCGUGGACCGCAUUUAUGGCACAUCCAAGCUCGGUGGUACUGAGAUAAUCCAGUUUGCCAAGAACCUGCUGUAUUUGUUUGCAACCACAUAAAGAACACCCACCAUCAACUGAGUA